Molecule: messenger RNA, 2475 nt
Organism: Penicillium macrosclerotiorum
Lineage: Eukaryota; Fungi; Ascomycota; Eurotiomycetes; Eurotiales; Aspergillaceae
Product: cullin family protein
Exons: 4
Coding region: 1-2475 (824 amino acids)
Biological process (GO): protein ubiquitination; ubiquitin-dependent protein catabolic process
Cellular component (GO): Cul3-RING ubiquitin ligase complex
Molecular function (GO): ubiquitin protein ligase binding
Source: RefSeq, a predicted model, not a curated record
AUGGCGGCUAUGAGAGCGCGUCAUAAGAUUCGAGCUCCUCGCAGGGGCGGUGCAUCGGCUCAAAAAGACGACUUCGACGCAAUUUGGAGUGUUCUUGCCUCUUCUUUGAACGAAAUUAAUACCAAAAAUGCGUCAUCUCUCUCAUUCGAGGAGCUUUACCGGAAUGCGUACAAGAUUGUGUUGAUGAUGCGGGGUGAUGACCUAUACGAACGGGUCAAACAGCUUGAGGAGGACUGGUUGCGAAACAACGUUCAGAAAAAGAUCAUUGACUCUAUUUCUCCGAUUCUUAUCCGAGCUCAGAACCACACCGAUGCACAGGACCAAUCGACCGAGAGGAAAGAUGCGGGGGAGAAAUUCUUGAAGGAACUGAAGGAGGCAUGGGAGGAUCACCAGCUCUGUAUGGGCAUGAUCACAGACGUAUUGAUGUACAUGGACCGCAUCAUUUCCCAAGAUCGUUCCAAACCUCCAAUCUAUGUCGUCUCCAUGGCCCUCUUCCGAGACCACAUUCUGCGCGCACAGCUUGAUCCUACGCUUGAUAUUCAUGUUGGCAACGUUCUGGAAUCCACCAUAUUAUUCAUGAUUCAGCUCGAACGUGCUGGUCACAUGAUUGAACGACCAUUGAUUCGACACUGCAUUCAGAUGUUGGAAGGACUCUACACAACGGUGACUGAGGAGGAAGGCUCAAAGCUUUAUUUGUCUAUGUUUGAACCAGCUUUUCUUUCCACAAGCGCCGAGUUUUACAGGUCUGAAGGUCGUCGAUUGUUAGAGACCGGUGAUGCUGCGACCUUCUGCCGAAUCACCUCGAAGCGCAUCGCCGAGGAACAAGAACGGUGCCAGUGCACGCUUGCAUGGACUACUGAGCCGAAGAUUCUUGAUUUGCUCGAUGAAGAGCUCAUUCGCAAAAAUAUAGUCGAGGUCGUCAGGUUGGAAGGGACAGGUGUGCGACACAUGCUCGACCAUAAUCUGCUGGAAUCGCUGCGGAACGUUUAUAUCAUCAACGCUAGGGUGGAUAAAAAGAAAGACGCACUGUCAAGGGCAGUCAAUAAACGGAUUGUGGAGUUGGGAAGGGAAAUCAAUGCGUCCUCUAUGGCCCCGCCUCCUGCACAGGCUUCUGAGAAGGAUGCGAGCAGUGAGAAGCGGCCCGAGAAAAGCAAGGAAAAAGAAAAGCCCGUUAAUCAACAAACUACUUCUGCAAUCAGAUGGGUUGAUGAUAUUCUAUCCCUCAAAAUCCGAUUCGAUACUAUCUGGGAGAAGUCGUUCCUCUCUGAUCAAGGGCUCCAAAGCACCAUCAUGACCAGCUUCGCUGAUUUUAUCAACCUGAACCCACGAAGCUCAGAGUACCUUUCUCUCUUCUUCGAUGAAAAUCUCAAAAAGGGAAUUAAAGGAAAGACAGAGAGCGAAGUCGAUACCCUUCUGGAUAACGGCAUCACGCUGCUACGCUAUAUUAAGGACAAAGAUCUGUUUGAGACGUACUACAAAAAGCAUCUCUCUCGCAGACUCCUGAUGAAGCGAUCUGCCAGUAUGGAUGCUGAACGGCAGAUGAUCUCCAAGAUGAAGCUGGAGGUCGGCAACCAGUUCACUCAGCGCAUCGAGGCAAUGUUCAAGGACAUGGCAGUCUCUGAAGAUCUCACCGCCAACUACAAAGACCAUAUCGCGCGAAGUGUGGACCCGGAUCAGAAGCGUGUGGACUUGGAAAUCAACGUCCUGACAAGCACCAUGUGGCCAAUGGAGAUCAUGGCGAACACGAAAGAAGGCCAUGUGCAGCCAUCGUGCGUAUUCCCACGAGAAGUGGAAACGCUCAAGCAAAGCUUCGAGAAGUUCUACCUUGAUAAACACAGUGGCCGCAAGUUAUCCUGGCAAGCUAGCAUGGGCACAGCUGAUGUCCGUGCUACAUUCGUGCGAAGCAAUGGAAAGGUGCAGCGCUACGAACUCAAUGUCUCUACCUAUGCCCUCAUCAUUUUGAUCCUCUUCAAUGAUGUGCCGGAUGGCAGCUCUCUCACUUACGAAGAAAUCCAAGAAUGCACCCGCAUCCCAAAGCAUGACCUCAUUCGCAAUCUACAGUCUCUUGCAGUCGCCCCAAAGACACGAGUCCUGAAGAAAGAGCCCAUGAGCAAAGACGUCAAACCCACUGACCAGUUCUUCUUCAACAAGGAUUUCGAGAGCAAGUUCAUGAAGGUGCGGAUUGGCGUCGUCAGCAGCGCUGCCAACAAAGUUGAAGACAAGGAACAGCGGAAAGAGACUGAACAGAAAAUGAAUGAAGAGCGCGGUGGCUCUAUCGAGGCUGCUAUCGUCCGCAUUAUGAAACAACGCAAGAAGCUCAUCCACUCACAACUCAUGACCGAGGUCAUCACCCAACUGUCUGUCCGUUUCGCUCCGGACGUGAACAUGCUCAAGCGCCGCAUCGAGAGUCUGAUUGAUCGCGAGUACUUGGAGCGUGUGGCCGAGGACCCACCCACAUACGGAUACAUAGCAUGA